Messenger RNA from Hibiscus syriacus, 1736 nucleotides. Its product is annotated as phosphatidylinositol 4-kinase gamma 4-like. Gene Ontology annotation, molecular function: protein binding. The record is from RefSeq and is a predicted model, not a curated record. The coding region runs from base 382 to 1659 and encodes 425 amino acids. NCBI's taxonomy places the organism in Eukaryota, Viridiplantae, Streptophyta, Magnoliopsida, Malvales, Malvaceae. The transcript has 2 exons.
CCUUAAGUUGUUCGUUUCUGGUGCCUAGUGUUUCGUUUUAUUGGGCUUGGGGUAUUCUCCCUGGGCCUGAAUUGUGUGUGUGUGUGUGUGUUUUUUUUAUUUCUUUUCUCGUUUGGAUAGUGUUGUUAGAUUGCAGAACGGAAUGAGGCAACUAUUGUGAAUUUGUACAGAGUUAGUAUAAGUGUUUAUAAUGUUAUCUUUCUAGAUUGUUGAGAACUCUUCGUUCUUCAACAGUUCACUGUUAAAAAGAUAUCGUCCGCUGGUAUUGCGGUUGUUCCGGUUCCAAAUGAACCUUUGACUACUACUCCUAGUCAUUUGAAUCUCGAUUUGGAUCAUUGCGGGAGUGAAUCUAUUUGGGUAUAUUUGGCGUUUUCUGGGUCCAUGAUUCCCAUGCGGAUUUUGGAAUCGGAUUCUAUCAAAUCCUUGAAGCUGCGCAUCCAAACCUGUAAAGGUUUUGUUGUGAAGAACCAGAAGUUGGUUUGUGGAGGUCGGGAGCUAACACGGAGCAAUUCCCUUGUUCGUGACUACGGCGUCAACGAUGGGAAUGUUCUACACUUGGUUCUUAGGCUUUCUGAUCUUCAGGUCAUUAAUGUUAAGACUCGGUGCGGGAAAGAUUUUACAUUUCACGUCCGGAGAGGGCGUGGAUGUAAUGUUGGUUAUGUGAAACGGCAGAUUGCUAAGAGAGAGAAAGGGUUUACUAAUCUUGAUGAGCAAGAAGUUCUUUGUGAUGGGGAGCGAUUAGAGGAUCAGAGGCUUAUUGAUGAUAUAAGUAAGCAUAAUGAUGCCGUGUUGCAUUUAUUGGUCCGAAAAUCUGUCAAAGUUAGGGCUAAACCAGUUGGGAAGAGUUUUGAGUUGUCGAUCGUGGCACCAGCAUUGACAGAUAAGCGAGAUGAUGAUCUUGGUGAAACUGAUGAUAGAGUGCAAUAUGGUAUUGGUGGUGGAGAGAAUUGUAGCAAAGGAUAUGAAGUUGAUAGACAGGUUGUAACAAGGAAACCUCCUGAUAGGAAUUUUAUAUUGGAGCCUGUUAUUGUUAAUCCUAAAGUCGAAUUGCCCUCAGUGAUUGUGGAAAUGAUUAACUCCACAUUUGAUAGAUUACGUAGUGGAAAAAGUCCAAUCAGGUCUAUGGAGGGUACUAGAGGAGCCUAUUUCAUGCAGGAUUCAUCAGGCCAAAAGUUUGUUGCUGUUUUUAAGCCAAUUGAUGAGGAGCCUUUGGCUGUUAACAAUCCUCGAGAACUACCAAUGUCACCAGAUGGUGAAGGGUUGAAAAAGGGUACAAGAGUCGGAGAAGGAGCAUUCAGGGAAGUUGCUGCUUAUAUUUUGGAUCAUCCUAAGAAUAAGCGAAGCAUGACAUAUGGUAAUGAGAAGGGUUUUGCUGGAGUCUGUUCGCAUAGUGGGUUUAACAAUCCUAAUAAUUCACCAAAAGUCAAGAUUGGGUCAUUGCAGAUGUUUGUGGAGAACAGCGGAAGUUGUGAGGAUAUGGGUGUUAGGUCUUUCCCAGUCGACCAAGUACAUAAAAUCUCUGUUUUGGAUAUAAGGUUGGCUAAUGCAGAUAGGCAUGCUAGGAAUAUUUUAAUGAGCAAAGAUGAAGAUGGGCAGACCUUGCUGAUUCCUAUUGAUCAUGGCUAUUGCUUGCCUGAAAGUGUAAGUUUGCACAUUUGACUGGUUGUAUUGGCCUCAAGCUCGCCAAUCUUACUCGCCCGAGAUAGUUGACUAUAUAAUAUCCCUGGACGCUGAAA